This is a messenger RNA of Meloidogyne enterolobii, 537 nucleotides long. The record is from the annotation of a GenBank genome assembly. NCBI's taxonomy places the organism in Eukaryota, Metazoa, Nematoda, Chromadorea, Rhabditida, Meloidogynidae.
CAGCGAAGCCAUUGAGGAAGACGCCGAGCAAGAUAUUAUUUCAGUUCCUGCUGUUUUAAAGAACAAUGCUCGCGGUCCGCCAGUUAUCACUCCACCACAGCUUAAUCCAGAGAAACCGGUUGUAGCUCAUUUGCCAAUGCAACCUCCCGUCCAACAUGGCCGUUUAUUUGGCGGUGCAAUGACUGAUGAGAGAAUGUUAAAAAUUCAAGGCAUUUCGAAUGAUGUUGUCACCGCUAUGCAUUCGUUAGUUUUGACUUUUAAUAUUAUUUUUAUAAAAUUCAGAUCGCUUUCGUCUAUCCCUGAAAAUGCUGUAACCGAAGCCCCUCGCGGAUUGCGUAUUGAUCUGUUGCCUCAUCAAAAGACUGGUCUUACAUGGCUGCUAUGGCUGGAAUUCUUGCUGACGACAUGGGAUUGGGAAAAACUCUUUCUCUGAUUUCUCUCAUACUUCACAAGAAAAAUGCUCGAAAAACUGAUCCGGCAGUUGUUGAACGAGAGAAUCACUUACGACGAAAUUGUGUUUUUGGUCUAAUUUUUAAA